AUGCCUCGGAUGCCUGUGCACCGCUUCCUCGCUGUUGCGACGGUAGCUUUUCUCCUCAUUUUAUCUUACUACCACGAGAACGUUUCCCAGACCAUCGUACCUGCAUUCAAGGAAACGCCAAAAGAAGAAAAUGCAGCACCACCAGAAAAGUCACAAGCAACUGCAAAACAAGUUGCUCAAACUCAUGAAACAAAGCAAGCUCAAAUUGCACCGGUAGAAUUGAAUAUUACUGAUGUUGACGACGCUGCCUUUUUACGAGAUGUAUUGGCGAAGAACAAUGUUGAGAUGGAGAUCAACUACGUGAUGAGAACUAUACGAUAUGUUACAGAUGCGAAGGAAAGACCAAUGUUGACGAAUACCAGCCAAGAAUUGUUUCCUCAUGGGUGGAAGAAGAUUAAGCUCUCAGAUGUUGAGAGGCUACCAGCGGAUACAUUAGAGCCUUUGGAAAUUCACGUCAUGAAAACUCCACGACCAGACGAAAUUGACGCUUCCGAGUUAUUGUUUGGAGUUUCAACCACCUACAAGAGAUUCAGUGACAAAGUUGAUGGGCCAGUCAAGGAAUGGGUACGAUGGCUCACAGAUGGAAAUGGCACAUCGAACGGAGCUGGACUUGUCUUACAAUUGCACGAUACCACCGAAGAGCAAUUGGCAGCUGCUCAAAAAUUGCUCACUGAUGUUGGAAUUGAUGCAACGGUCAUCCACUCGGAUCCUUCUCUCGAUAUGCCGGGUAGAUAUGUUGAUCUGGUACCAAUUCUUUACAGCCAUCCAUCAAGAUCAAGCAGAAAAUACUUGUCGUUGAUUGAUGACGAUACUUUCUUUCCCUCGCUUGGCGCAUUGAUGAAGGAAUUGCACAGUUAUGAUCCUAACGAGGAGUAUUAUAUCGGUACUCUCACCGAGCGGGUGGAUUUUAUUAUGCAUGAUCGUGUUCCCAUGGCUUACGGUGGAGCUGGUGUUUUUAUUACUGCCCCUCUCGCACACACUUUGAUUGGACUCCCCUGUCUCGACGUGGAUCCUUCUACAGGCGAAUACACCGAAUCUGGGUUCCAGGGCGAUCGACUCCUCUACCACUGUAUCAAGAACCACACUUCAAUUACUCUGAACUACCUCCCCAGACUCAAUCAACUCGAUCAAUGGGGUGACCCAUCCGGUUUCUACGAAGCUGGUCAUCAGCCCCUCUCUUUACAUCAUUACAAAUCUUGGCAUCAUGCUACUCCCGAGAUAUCUCACAUUGUUGCAGAUGCCUGUGGUGAAGCAUGCGUUUUCCAAAGAUUCGGUUUCGACGGAAAGGGAUCGUCAAAGUGGGUUCUCACAAACGGAUACUCUCUCGCCGAAUAUCCCACUGGUAUUCAUUGGGACAUGUCGAAGAUGGAAGGAACAUUCGAUCUGGGCGACUCAGAUAUGUGGGCUUCUGGAAAGGAAGAUGUGCGAUUAGCUUUUGCUUAUGGCGCUCUUCGUGAGGGAUUGAGUUAUACGGGCAAGAAGCGAGCGUGGGAGGCGCUUGGCGGAAGGAAAAGAGCAGACGGUGUGGUGGAUAUGGUUUAUGUCAAGAGGAGGGGUGACCAUAGGUGGGUUGGUCAACAUGAGAAUGAAGAAGAUAGGGAAAACGUUGUGGUUUUGAGAUUUAUGCCAUGA
Molecule: messenger RNA, 1632 nt
Organism: Botrytis sinoallii
Lineage: Eukaryota; Fungi; Ascomycota; Leotiomycetes; Helotiales; Sclerotiniaceae
Exons: 2
Coding region: 1-1632 (543 amino acids)
Molecular function (GO): acetylglucosaminyltransferase activity
Source: RefSeq, a predicted model, not a curated record